This is a messenger RNA of Rotaria socialis, 1767 nucleotides long. The record is from the annotation of a GenBank genome assembly. NCBI's taxonomy places the organism in Eukaryota, Metazoa, Rotifera, Eurotatoria, Philodinida, Philodinidae.
AUGACUGCCGAAAAAAAUAAACUACAACUUCCAAAUAUUAAAGAUUUUAUUUUUCUAAAGACCAUCAGUCGAGGUGGUUAUGGACGAGUUUAUUUAGCGACAAAGAAAACUGAUGAAAAUAAAACAAAAUAUGCCAUUAAAGUUAUUAAUAAACAUGAUAUACGAAGAAAAAAUUUAAUUGAUCAAAUUCUCAAUGAACGUGAUGCAUUAGCUACAAUGCAUAGUCAAUUCGUUGUUCGCUUGUUUUAUUCACUACAAUCCAAAGAUGAAAUAUACUUAGUUAUGGAAUAUAUGAUCGGCGGCGAUCUCAUGUCAUUUCUAUGCAUAAAACAAGUACUCGAACGACACGAAGCACAAUUUUAUGCUGCUGAAAUUGCACUUGCACUCGAUUAUUUACAUCGAAAAGGAGUUAUUCAUCGGGACUUGAAACCGGAUAAUGUUUUAAUAUCAUCGACUGGCCAUAUAAAAUUAACUGAUUUUGGAUUGUCAGAAAUUCGAAACAGACGCAAAGUAUCAGUGGCCGAUGUGAUUGGUACUCCAUCUGUCUGUAAAGUACGUGUAUUUCGUACGCCUGGUCAAAUCAUUUCACUCACAUCAGACUUCAGUUUUUCAUCAAGUGAUUCAGAUUCCGAUCAUUUACACAUCUCAACAUCAACACAUAGCAAUCCAGCUAGUGGAACAUCCAAUGAUAAUGUGUCCAUUAACAAUAGUUUUCAUCGUUCAUUUUCAAAUUCACGUGCUAUUGAUUGUAGUCUACGAGUUUAUCGACAACCGUUACCUUUGUGUAUACCGGAAAAUGAGCCGAUCUCAUUCAGACAUGACGAUAUCGAUGAACAUGAUGAUACAAGUACAAGCAAUCUAUCCGAUUUUUUAUUCUGCAGUCCAAAAGGACGAUCACCCACCACACUACAAACUGUUAAACAGCAGCCUCGUGUCUAUCCAAAAACGAUAUCGAGAUUACUUGCAUCAUCACCAGCGCAUCAAAGUCAAUUUCGUUUAUUUCGUGGUAUGGGUCCAGCUUUAAAUACAGCAAGUGCACUAGCUGUGCCAACAUCAGCUUCGCCAUGUCUAUCACCGAUUCGUUAUUCACUUGAUAUAUCAUCGAUUAAUCAGCUUCAAUCGAUUCAUAUAGACGAAGAACCCAUAGAAGCCUUGCAACAACCUAUUCUUCGUCCACAACUAAUCGAUGACUCUUCAAUGAAGUCGGUAUGUCGAGCGCAAAAUGUAUCCAGCGGUCGGAUAUUAACCGAUGUGACGAACAAUACAUCAGUUCGAAGUAGUUUUUUCAAAUCACCAACACAUCUAGCUGCUUCCGGGCCUAUUUUGGGUACACCUGAUUAUCUUAGUCCCGAAAUAUUAAUGCAAGAUGAAAAUCAUACUUCAGCUGUUGAUUUUUGGGCACUUGGUGUGUGUCUGUUUCAAUUUCUUGUUGGUGUAACACCAUUUUCGGAUGAUUGUCCACGUGCGAUCAUAUCGAAUAUUUUAAAUAAUCGUAUCGCAUGGCCCGAUGAUGAUGAAAAUGAAUUAGACGAAGAUUCAAUAAAUGUAAUUAAAGGUCUACUGAGUUACGAUCCGAGUUUACGACUUCAAUUAGAUGAUCUGAAAAAAGAGGUGUUUUUUAAUGGAGUUGAUUGGGAAAAUCUUAUGAAUAUACAGCCACCCUUUAUUCCAGCGCCUGAUAAUGAUUCAGAUACAUUUUAUUUUGAAGCUCGUAACCGAGCCAUCGGUUUCGAUGACGAAUCAGUCGAUAAUUAUUCGAUGCUUUAG